Diorhabda sublineata is the source of this 807-nucleotide messenger RNA. RefSeq lists its product as uncharacterized. Gene Ontology annotation, biological process: hemocyte migration. Lineage: Eukaryota; Metazoa; Arthropoda; Insecta; Coleoptera; Chrysomelidae. The transcript has 2 exons. The record is from RefSeq and is a predicted model, not a curated record. The coding region runs from base 72 to 467 and encodes 131 amino acids.
AUAAUAUUUGAUAGAUUAAUAAUAAAUUGAACUCAAAUAACUUUAUAAUUUUGGAGAAGUUUUUUAAAAAAAUGGCAAAUAUUUUUACGAUUGUUUGUUUUUGUAUAGUUGUUACUGUAAGUGGUAUACCAAAAGAAAGAUUAGAUAUAGAAUUCGAAAACCAUAGCCAAAGAGCUAAUUUCUCAAAGUAUCCAUGUGAAAAUUCGCAACCGAGACUUUUUCACCUGGAAGAAGUAUCCAUGGAAGUAUGGGAAGAAUAUAAAUACACUCUCAAAGAAAUAAGACCUCAUGUAACUGUUUUACAUCGAUGUCAGAAUUCAGGAUGUUGUGAAUUUAACAAAAGAUGCAAACCAAUAUUGGAAAAAAAAGUUGAACUCGUUUAUUUUCACACACUUAGAGACAAAUAUUUUUCCAUAGAGGCUAUCAAUCAUAAAAAAUGUCAGUGUCAGGAUUAUAUACUAAAGUAAGAAUUAUAAAAACGGCAUCCAAUUUCCAUGUCACUUUUACCAGUUUUUUGUAAACUGGUACCUGCCUGAUGGUAAACAUUUGGUAAUUUUUCAUUAAUGCAUUCGGUUUUGCUGAAGUGUAUUUUGAGAUUUGAGAAACUUGCGUAAAUGACCGUUGGUAUUCUUAAUAAAAUCAAAGUAAUAGAUAAAAAUGCAAUUCAAACAAUUGGAGAAGCAAGUGGACUUUUCGUAAAAGAAGGCAAGGCGAUAGAAGAAUUAAACAAAAUAUUUUUCAUAAUAAUGAUAAUAUUAUUAUAAUAUUAUGAAUAAAUGACAAUAAUGAUAACGGAGCUGAAGAAAU